UAGUUACUAAAAUCACGAGUUUAUUAAUUCCUUCCUCUUCUGUUAUAUGUUACACACUCACAUCACUAAAUCUAACACUCACAUCACUCAGUGUAACACUUUUAUCACUAGGAGCUGACACUCACACUCACUGCUCAGGAAUGAAUGAAGCCGUCACUUACGCUGACCUGCAGUUUGGGAACUUACCCCUGAAGGAAUGUCAGAAAGCAGUCUUCAAAGAUGAUGAAGAGGAGGAUCCAGGGGCAACAUAUGAGAAUGUGGAAAGUCUAAAUGGCCCCAUAAGGAAAGUGGAUAAUUCAGCCCCAGAACAAGUCUAUACAGGACUCCAGUCACAGCCAAGUAAACUUCUACUCCUGCUCGUCCUCCUGUUCCUCGGAUCCUUCUCUGCCAUGGUUGGAAUUAUCAUUAAAUAUCUCCAGGUCUCCAGAGAGUUAGAGGAAAUAUCCAGAUCUCACCUAGAACUGAACAGCAGCCUCUCCUGGGAAAUUCAGAGCAAAGAGGAGACACUAACCCUCACCCACAUGAGACUCUCCAACUUACGAACUGAGUUCAACCAACUGGUACAGGACCUGAAUAACCUGAAUGGAUCCCUGCAGCUCUGCGACGGAACAGAAAGGACCACCAGAGAGGACUUGCACCGGAUACAAGACCUGCAUAGCAAAACAAUGGAGGAGAAGGAAACCAUGCAAAACAAAUUGAACAAAAUAGAGGGGCAGCUUCGAGAUUCAGAUACAGAAUAUUGCCCCCCAGAAUGGAUUCGCUUUGGGAUGAGAUGUUUGUUCUUCUCCGAAAUGGAAGAAACUUGGGAAAAUAGCAAAUUAAACUGCGAGGAAGAGAAGUCCACUCUCCUGAUCCUCAGAGAUAAUGAUAAUGAACUGACAAAGUUUAUAUCCAACAAACAGCCAGAUUACUGGGUUGGAAAUGCAGUGGAAUGGGACCAAAAGGAAAAGAAAUUUCAAUGGAAAACAUCAAAUACCUCUCCAGAGUGCUGGAACUAUUGUGUAAAAAUCAGCAAGAUCAAUACACAAUUUCAUUAUAAAAUGCAUAAAAGUUACCGUCACAAAUGGAUCUGUGAGAAAAAGCUGGUUCUGUUGGACACUGUGAAGGAUUUGAAUUACAAGUUUAAAUACUAUUUUAACUUCUCUGGUGACAAUGAAAAGUUUAGGUGUGAGAAACUGCGGGAGUAUUAGAAGUAGAGACAUAUGACUGAGCUGACAGACGUCACAUAUAUAUUUGCUGUAUAUACUGUAAUGAAAUAAAGUGAUAGAAAUACACUGAUACCAACACAAGAACAUUCACAUUUCUGAUUCUAUAUUGUACAAGGGAUCCCCCCAUUCUAUAAUAAUUAGUGGUCUCAGUCGGUGUAGGAAGCGAUAAUUAGCUGUGUAACCCAACAGAUUUGUUAUAUUAUUGUUCCCUGGUUAGACCUUAUGUUCUUCCCUGUUAGAUUCCACUUAAGGGCUCAUCCCCCGUCAUGUUCUGAUUGGUCCAAUUCAUUUACAAUUUAUGUUAAUUUUCUAUUGUAGUGGUUUCAAUAUUUUAGACUGCUAAUGCCUGUAUUGACUUAGCAUAGUGAUGAGCGAAUUUGUCCCAUUUCGCUUUGCAGCGAAAUUCACUAAUUUCCUGCAAAAUUCGCGAAGCGGACAAAAAAUUAGCAAAACAUGAAUUUUGGCGUCGGAACUGUCCCGGUGUCAAAAAAUAAAGGCAAAUUGAUUGAUCAAAAUUGAUGCAAAUUUAUUCAUCGACGCCAAAACGCGGAAAUUCACUGCAAAUUCACGCCUGCCGAAUAGAUUCGCCCAUCACUACUUAGCAAGUCUGUCUGUCAGAGAAUAAGCAACCCGAGAGUUAAAUGAGUUGUUCACCUUUAAAUUAACUGAGAGAAAU
Messenger RNA from Xenopus laevis (African clawed frog), 1884 nucleotides. Its product is annotated as B-cell differentiation antigen CD72-like. The record is from RefSeq and is a predicted model, not a curated record. The transcript has 7 exons. Lineage: Eukaryota; Metazoa; Chordata; Amphibia; Anura; Pipidae. The coding region runs from base 141 to 1190 and encodes 349 amino acids.